Molecule: messenger RNA, 909 nt
Organism: Dentiscutata erythropus
Lineage: Eukaryota; Fungi; Glomeromycota; Glomeromycetes; Diversisporales; Gigasporaceae
Source: the annotation of a GenBank genome assembly
AUGUGUCUUGUUGUUAAUAAAGAGUCAUCAAAAACAAACGUGCAACAACCUUUUAAAGUUAAUAUAUCAAAAAACAAUAGAGCUUUUAUUUGGGAUGCGGAAACCGUUCAUAAGUUACGUAAAGAUCAUCGUAUAGUCGGCUCAUUGGUCGGUAGCCUUCCUCGAUAUCCAUUACAAAAUCAAUUUCUUGGGUUACCUCUUUCUUUAAUGCCCGAGGAGGUGACGUUACUUUUAUCUAAAGGAAUUAUUGUUUUAAUUGAUGAUGAAAAAAGCCACUUAAUACCUACAAAAACGCAAAUUGAAGAAUUUGAAAAAAAUAAAUCCGAAAAUGAGAAUCAACAAUUGCAAGAUUAUUUAUGUUUUAUACAAGAGAAGAGAGCUAAAUUCCAAUCUUUAAAGAAAGAUAAAUUUAAAGAAAGCGAUGUAAAGAAGACAGAAAAUAAUCCUGCUAAUGAUAUUAAUGAUUCAUCUUCCCAACAACGUCAAACUACAUCACAACUUGAACAUGAAUCUUCUCUUAUUAAAGCUUUUGCUCCAACUACCACUAUUAAAACAUCAUCGACCUCAUUUGCAUGGUACAAUGAUAACGAUUAUUGUUUUGAUUCUCUAGAGGUAGCUAGACUAGCUGGAUUGUGGACAUGGCCAUCGACACCGAAAGAACAAUAUAAAUAUAAUAUAUAUUGUGAUCUUUGGAAUCGUGGAUAUUUCAUUACGAGUGGUAUCAAAUUUGGAGGGGAUUACUUGUUAUAUCCAGCAACAAUUAUUGAUAUGAAUAAGGAAAUAUCGGCCAUGGAUAUUAUUACAUUUGGUCGUAUGGGAACGGCCGUCAAAAAAUCUUAUAUGUUAUGCUCGUGGAAUACGAAUGAGGACAAAGCAGUAUAUGUAUGUAUAGAAUGGGCUGGAUUUUAA